Molecule: messenger RNA, 180 nt
Organism: Echinostoma caproni
Lineage: Eukaryota; Metazoa; Platyhelminthes; Trematoda; Plagiorchiida; Echinostomatidae
Source: the annotation of a GenBank genome assembly
CCAUGGAAACUGUUGGAAGCGGAAAAGAUUUGGUCGAUGAAUAUUUGCGGUUCGGGUGUUCGUGUGGGUAUCUUCGAUACUGGUUUGGCCCCGACCGCCAGUCAUCCACACUUUCAACGUGCUCGUAUUCAAGAACGGACUGAUUGGACAUCGUCUGAUGAUCAAGAUUCAUUGCUUCGA